Messenger RNA from Paralichthys olivaceus (Japanese flounder), 1263 nucleotides. It is a transcript of the gene prl, whose product is annotated as prolactin. Lineage: Eukaryota; Metazoa; Chordata; Actinopteri; Pleuronectiformes; Paralichthyidae. Gene Ontology annotation, molecular function: hormone activity. Gene Ontology annotation, biological process: positive regulation of cell population proliferation; response to nutrient levels; positive regulation of receptor signaling pathway via JAK-STAT. The record is from RefSeq and is a predicted model, not a curated record. Gene Ontology annotation, cellular component: extracellular region.
AGAAGAAGAAGAAGAAGAAGAAGAAGAACGAUGACUCACAGAAGAACCAAACUCUUCAUGAUGGCUGCAGUUGUGUCGUACGUGAUGACAUCAUGCGGCGCCGUCCCCAUCAAUGACCUGCUGGACCGAGCGUCUCAGCGUUCGGACCAACUGCACUCGCUCAGCACGACACUCAGCCAAGAGCUGGACUCUCAUUUCCCUCCUAUUGGUCGGGUGAUCAUGCCGCGGCCCUCCAUGUGCCACACCUCCGCUCUGCAGACGCCCAAUGACAAGACUCAGGCUCUUCAAGUAUCGGAGUCCGAGCUGUUGUCCCUGGCUCGCUCUCUGCUCCAGGCCUGGGCCGACCCUCUGUCCGCCCUGUCCUCCUCGGCCUUCUCUCUGCCUCACCCGGCACAAAGCAGCAUAUUCAACAAGGUGCGCGAGAUGCAGGAGCACUCCAAGAACCUGGGGGACGGCCUGGACAUCCUCUCUGGGAAAAUGGGUGAGGCGGCGCAGGCUCUCUCCUCCCUGCCCUUCAGAGGCAACGACGUCGGCCAGGACAGGAUUUCCAAACUGAUCAACUUCCACUUCCUGUUGUCCUGCUUCCGACGGGACUCCCACAAGAUUGACAGCUUCCUGAAAGUCCUGCGCUGCCGGGCUGCAAACACGCAACCUGAGAUGUGCUGAGGGGCGGAGGCCUGACUCCGAGGGGAGACGUUCCCACAGCUUCUGUUCCCUGUCAACCGUAGAUUAGCAUGUUCUGUGAAUCGACUGUCGGCUGCGCUCACCGCUGGGCGGAGCUGUGGAGGAGUUAGUGUUUUAUUUCAUGUGACCCUUCGUCACUGAUCCAGUUCUAAUGUGAUCUCCGUAAAAAACAGAUUCCACAUGUGACCAAACAGAAUCUGAAGCCGUCUGGUUUAUUUAUUCAUUUCAUCACAUUCGAUCAUUAAAAACUAAGCUCCGAGCACAAAGUUCACCGAAACGGUCGGCGACGCGUUGUCCCUCAGAGAUCCGUCACAGUCUGAUGACGGACCUCUGAAGGACCGUGUGUUGCUCAUAUACUCGUCCCCAGAUGUUUCCAGUUGUUGAUGACCUGUCCACACUGGGGUCACAGACUAACUCCUCCUCGUUCUGUUUCUACCGAAGCUUCGUCCUCAACAGACGAGAGACGAACGGAGCCGACGCCACAGCUUCCUUCUUCUCGCAGAGAGUCACUGUUUGACUUCACUCAUGACAAACUGCAGCACUUUCCCUCAGAGCUUCUGUGUGUCAAUAAAACGCAUC